GGCGCCAUUUCAAAACAAAAAUAAUUGAGCGCGAACCUGAGGAACGACGAUCCGGUCUCUUUGUUUUUGUAAAGUUGUAUCUUUCUGACAUUCUUUUCUCGAUAAUCAUUGUGUUCAGGUUUGCAAGUGUCGCGUUUCUUCAUUCGCCAUGAAAAUAGACGCCAUGGAGUGUGCGGGUCGUCUGCUGUCGAAGCCAGCAGAUGAAUCAAUGGACGUUGUUGUGGAUCGUGUGGACAGCCAGUUCCAAGAUCUGUCUGCACGAUUCCGGCACGUCGGCAAGGACUUUUCCAAGCAAUACUUCCACUUUUACGCUCAGAGACUCCUGUCCAUGAAACCGUUGUUGUUGCCAAGAAUAAAUCAGAAAUGGGGCCACAAAAUACCAGUAAAGACUCUUGCUGACUUAAAGGAAGACUCAAGUGAAAAAUGCAUAAUCGUUGGCACCCUUUAUAAGCAUCAGGAACUGAAGCCGAGUAUUUUAAAGGAAGUGAGCGAAGAGUAUCAACUUAUUCCUCAGCCCAUACGCAGUGAAUUUACGGAUGAUGAUGAUCAGCUUAUCCUGGAAGACGAAUUGCAACGCAUUAAGCUGCUUGGUUCUUUGAGUGCGCACGAUGCCAUCACUGGCAUUGUUUGCGCAGUACUGGGUGCAGAGCAGGCUGGUGGCAAGUUUUGUGUAGAGGACUACUGCUUCCCAACACCUCCAGGCCCUUCAAAACCUCUUUCACCCCCUAAAGAUGACAGAUAUGUUGUGUUAGUCAGUGGACUGGACCUGGCGGGCAGUGCUGAUGUUCUCUUUCCUUUCGAAUUACUGGUUGAUUGGGUCAGUGGGUGGCUCGGUGAUGUAGGUGAACAGAAAAAUCAAGCUCUUGUAACCCGCAUUCUUUUUGCUGGUAACACCAUUAGGACCCAGUCUGCUAAUAAAGGAGCAGCACUGCCACAUGUUAGCGAAUCUUUAGACACAACUAGUACACUUGAUGCUGUCAAAAUUCUUGAUGAUUUUCUUGAACAGCUCACUAGCAGUAUUCCUGUUGAUAUUAUGCCUGGUGAGUUUGACCCUGCAAACUGCACUUUACCUCAACAACCCUUGCAUUGUUGUAUGUUCCCCAAGGCUGCCACUUAUAAAACCUUGCACAGUGCCCCCAACCCAUAUGAUUUUCAAGUGGAUGGCCGUCGAAUUAUUGGAACUUCUGGUCAACCAAUAGAUGAUAUAGCAAAAUUCACAAGAAUUUCAGAUCGCCUUACUAUUCUUGAACGGACCUUAGAAUGGGGUCAUCUAGCACCAUCUGCUCCUGAUACUUUGCGAUGCUACCCAUAUGCUAAUGAGGAUCCUUUCAUACUGCAAGAUCUUCCAGAUGUCUAUUUUGCUGGAAACCAACCAAGCUUCCAGACAAAGUUGUACAAAGGAGAUGAUGGUAAAGAAGUGCGUUUAAUAUGUAUCCCUAAGUUCAGCACCACAAAAUCAUGUGUUGUCUUGAACCUAAAAUCUCUAGAAUGCUACACCAUGUCUUUUGGUGAUGCUCUGCAGGAAGAUUCAGCUGAGGUGGAAAAGUAAUGCCUAGCAUUUUAAAAGUACCUUAAUAAAUUGCAUCCAUCAAAAAUGUUAUUUUUAAAUAAUAAAUAUUUCUUUUUAAAACAUGAA
Messenger RNA from Thrips palmi, 1636 nucleotides. RefSeq names its product DNA polymerase delta subunit 2 (gene PolD2). Gene Ontology annotation, molecular function: DNA binding. Gene Ontology annotation, cellular component: delta DNA polymerase complex. Bases 149 to 1549 code for a protein of 466 amino acids. The transcript is spliced from 7 exons. Gene Ontology annotation, biological process: DNA strand elongation involved in DNA replication; DNA replication. The record is from RefSeq and is a predicted model, not a curated record. NCBI's taxonomy places the organism in Eukaryota, Metazoa, Arthropoda, Insecta, Thysanoptera, Thripidae.